UUCAGGUCUUCUCUGUUAUUCUAUAACUAGAGACCUGUUGAUUAAUAACAAAAUAUAUGAACAGUGAAAUUCAACUUAUUUUUUUUAAUCAAUUGGAACAAUUUUAUUAUUCAAAACAACUUUCAACAAAAAGGAUUAUAGCAGAACAUUGAACUACAACGCUCCCUAAUGGGAGGGAGCAACGCAAUACUUUUGACUGUGGCCGUUGUUUUAUUGAUAACAGCGGCCACAGCUCAAAACUUAAACUGCACAUUUGAAACGGACUUUUGCGCCUGGACACAAAGUACAACUGACCAACAAAACUGGGCACGAAUCAGUGGAAAAACUCUUACAGAUAAUACAGGCCCUAAUGGAGACCACACCACGUCAAAUGGGUAUUACAUCUAUCUUGAAACUUCAGUUGGUAACGUAGGCAGUAAGGCUCAGCUCCUGAGUCCGACCAUAACAGUACCUGCUUCAAGAGGGUGCCUACAGUUUUGGUAUUCUAUGUAUGGUGAACAUGUGGGUGACCUUACAGUGUACAGUGUCGUCGGGCAGAGUAAUACCAGACUGUGGACAAGACAUGGUAACAUGGGAUUGCCAUGGAAACAGGCCUUCGUUGAUGUACCUGCGGGAGUUUAUAUGAAGCUGAUGUUUGAGGCUACUAGAGGAAAUGGUUUCUUGGGAGAUAUAGCAAUUGAUGAUAUUAGCUUCUCAUCCAAUGGUAUCUGCCAAGGAGCUGGUCUAGGCUGUGAUUUUGAGGGCAGUGAUAUGUGCGGCUAUGUCAACAAUCCCACCAGCGUCAACAAGUGGAUCUGGGGAAGUGGUUCCACGUCGUCUUCAGUGCGACCAGACAGAGAUCAUUCUACAAGAACAGUAGGAGGACAUUAUGUUUACGUGGAUUCUUCAAUGGCAACUCCAACAACUAACUCAAAUACGCAUGCUCAGCUGAUGACAAAGAGCAUCUCAGGAGAUAGACAACGAUGCCUACGAUUUUUUUACAGCAUGGGUGGUGCUCAUCCGGGUAGCUUGAACAUUUACACAAAAAAUGCGACACUAGGAACAGCUCUGUGGGCGCUUCGUGACUUCAAUGGAGCAGGAUGGAUGACUGCAGAAGUUAAUCUACCAGCAAGAUCGACAGCCUACCAGGUUGUCUUUCUUGUACAAGUGUAUGCAACACACUCAGGGGCAAUAUCAAUUGACGAUGUUAAUAUUUUAGAUGGAUCCUGCAGAAAUCCAGCAACAUGCAAUUUUGAGCAGAGUGAUUUGUGUACCUGGUCUAAUGAUCAAGCUGAUCAAUUUGAUUGGAUCAUCAAUCGUGGAGGUACCAGCACAUCAGAUACAGGGCCUAGUAAUGAUUUUACAUAUGGAAACUCUACAGGCCAUUACAUUUACAUUGAAUCAUCCAAUAGAAAGCAAGGAGAUGCGUCACGGCUCUACAGUGAUGUCAUACCAAUUUUUUCAAGGCCUGCUUGCUUUAACUUUAUGUACCACAUGAAAGGCAGUGAUAUAGGAACAUUAAAUUUUUAUGUCAAAUAUGGACUGACAACCAUGAAGGUUUGGACUCUAUCUGGAGAUCAAGGCACUAGUUGGAACUCUGCAAGCUUUCCUUUGCCCAUUGGUGCACGAUAUUCUAGAUCACAGAUCUUGAUAGAAGGAAUUACAACAGCAGGUUAUAAAGGUGAUAUUGCUUUGGAUGACCUCAGUUUAACCACCAUUGUUUGUCAAGUUAAUCCCCCAGCUGCUAACCCAUUAGCUAUUUCUACAACAAGAGCAACCACUAGAUUUACAGGCUCUACAACUAUUCCACCAAACUUACCCACUGUAACCUGUAACUUUGAGGGAGGCUUCUGUGGCUGGACACAAAUGACUGGUAAUAAUGCUAACUGGACAAGAUUUAGAGGGAGCACACCAACAGGAUCAACUGGCCCCACAGGAGAUCACACAACAGGCAAUGGCUAUUACAUUUAUUUGGAGGCAGAUAAUGCUAGAUAUAAUUCUAAAGCAAGACUCCAAAGUAUCACUAUCACUCCACGCCAGAAUCAACAGUGUUUCAGUUUUUGGUAUUUAAUGAAAGGUGCCAGCAUUGGAGCGUUGAAUAUCUAUGUUAAAUUACCCUCUCAGACUAUGCAAAGUUUAACUCCCCUUUGGAGAAGGUCAGGAGCUCAAGGAAAUGCAUGGCUUAAAGAUUCAUUGACUAUUCCAGUUGGCUCUCCCUAUGCGGUUGUUAUAGAAGCAGUGAGAGGCUUAUCUGUUUUAGCGGAUAUUGCAGUAGAUGAUGUCAGCUUAGUAGAUGGCCCAUGUGCAGAUGUUACUACAACAAGAUCACCAGGGGCCAGCACUGUGACACCAGCCGUGGGUGCUGCUAUUCACAAUUGUGAUUUUGAAGAUGGAACUGCUAUGUGUGGUUUCACUCAAGACGUACAUGAUGACUUUAAUUGGGGCUUGACAAGCCAAGGCACUGGAACUUUACAGACUGGUCCCACCAAUGAUCAUACAUAUCAGACACCAUUAGGCCACUAUGCUUUCAUCGAUGCAUCUAAUCAGCGAAUUGGUGCCAAAGCAAAACUAGUAUCCCCAACAUACAAUGAUUAUGGCAAAGGUGACCUCUGUUUGCAUUUCUUUUACUAUAUGUAUGGGGAUGGUGUAGGAACAUUGAAUGUAUAUGUUCAGCCUGUCAGCCAAAGUGUACUUGGACAACCUUUGUGGAGAAUGUCUGGUAAUCAAGGGCAACGUUGGAUUGUAGGGGCAGUCCCUCUUCAUACAGGGAGUCUGAUAUCAGGAUAUCAGAUAAUUUUUGAAGGAGUAAGAGGAUCCAAUUUUCGUGCUGAUAUUGCUAUUGAUGAUAUAACUGUUACUGUUGGUGCUUGUCCCAAUCCAGGUGCAUGUGAUUUUGAGAAUGGUCGAUGCAGUUGGACUAAAGAUAGAACUAGCACGCUGGACUGGGGCUCUUUGAAUCCUGAUACAGCCAAACUUACACCCCCUAUUGAUCACUCCACAAGUAGUGCAAGAGGUACAUUUCUGUUCUUGUUCAGUCAGACAGCCCACACAGCUGGAGAUAAAGUGGGUCUAGUUAGUGAAACUUUCCCACCUACAAGUGCACGUUGCAUGAACUUCUGGUACUUCAUGAGUGGCAAUGUUCAGUCCUAUCUCAACAUUCUUAUAACAACACCAGGCUCAUCUAAUGUAAGAAUGGUGUGGCAACUUAAGAACCAAAAUCAAGGACCAUCCUGGCGUCAAGCCAGAGUACCUAUACCUUCUAUUGCUGCAGAUUAUUUCAUUACCAUCCAAGGUGUAUAUGGUGCAGAUAUGCCUAAUCCUAAUGGUGGUAUUGGAAUUGAUGACAUCAGUUUCCUUGGCUAUAGUUGUGCUCUAUUCCCUCCAAAUGCUGUACCAAGCGUUGGCCUGCCUAUAAAUACAACACCAUCUGUAAGACCUCUACAAGGUUCCCCUAACUGUGACUUUGAAUCUGGUAUAUGUGCUUGGAGACAAGAUACUACUGAUGACUUUGAUUGGACUUCACGAUCUGGGCAAACACCAUCUGGGGGAACAGGACCGAUAGGAGAUCAUAGCAAGUCUGAUGGAUCUGGGAAAUACAUUUACAUAGAAACAUCAGCACCACAAAGACCUGGCCAAAAAGCUCGGCUUAUAUCACCCGAUAUUGGUGCAGGAAGUUACUGUGUCCAGUUUUAUUAUAAUAUGUUUGGACAAACUGUUGGCAACUUAAACUUGUAUGUUAUGACUGGGCUUGUACUUCCUACACCAUUGUGGUCCAAGAGUGGAACUCAAGGGCAAGCUUGGAAAUAUCAAAGUGUGGAUGUUUCUUCUAGCAGAGUAUUUAAUAUUGUGUUUGAAGGCACUGUAGGUUCCAGCUAUUCUGGUGAUAUAGCUCUUGAUGAUAUCUUGGUUACUAAUGGAACAUGUUCCAGUGUUGCCUUUGCCUCAGGAAACAUUUACAACAGCACAUGUACUUUUGAAACUGACUUGUGUGGAUUUACUCAAGAUACUACUGACAACUUUGACUGGGACAGACAUAAAGGCUACACUAGUACUAUAACAACUGGCCCAACUACAGAUCAUACUCUGCAAACCCCAGCAGGCUAUUACAUUUAUGUGGAGUCAUCAGCACCCAGAAGACCUGGAGACAAAGCCAGAAUUGAAACAAAAACUGUUCCAGGAAAUGCUGCAAGCUCUCAGUGUGUGAGUUUCUGGUACAGUAUGUACGGCAGCACCAUUGGGACACUCAAUGUUUACCUUAAAAGAAAUGGUGUCCUAGGCUCGGUUGCUUGGUUUAGAAUUCAUGAUCAAGGCUCUGGGUGGAAACAGGCCACAUUUAGCGUUCCAGCUGGGAGUUCCAGUUUUUCAGUGGUGUUUGAGGGUGUGGUAGGAAAUGGCAUCUACAGUGACAUUGCUUUGGAUGACAUAACUAUAAUGAACUCUGAUUGCUCACAUCCUGGUAACUGCAAUUUUGAUACUGGAAUGUGUACAUGGAAAAAUGAUCAAACACAUGAUAAUUUUGAUUGGUUAAUAACUAGUCAGUCAACUGGAUCUUUUAACACUGGCCCAGUACAAGAUCACACAAUGAAUAAUGCUACAGGCAAAUAUGUCUUUAUUGAUGCCUCUGCACCUCGUGUACAAGGAGAUAAAGCAUGGUUUGUCAGUCAAGAUUUAAGUCCAGAUAUGCCUUCUUGUCUUAAGUUUUGGUAUAACAUGAAUGGACCUACUGUAGGGACUUUAAAUAUAUGGGUCAAACAGAGUAGUGACAAUAGUCUUAGACCAAUAUGGUCACUCUCUGGGAAUCAAGGCCAAAGUUGGAUGAUUGGACAAGCUCUCAUACCUAGACAGACUGGCAGUUAUCAGGUCAUAUUUGAAGGAGUGCGUGGAAGUAACUGGAAUGGUGAUAUUGCUCUAGAUGACAUUACAUUUGAUAAUACUUCUUCAUGUGGAGUUUUCCCUACUGGUGCACGUACAUCCCUUACUGCUAUAACAAUUCCUCCAACUCGAAUUUCAACAACACAGUCUACAACUACUAGAGGAUUUUUGGGUUUUACUGUGGUAAAUGUGUUGGAUAAGUUGAAAUGCAAUUUUGAGACACCUUGUCAGUAUCAGAAUGAUGUGAAUGAUAAGACAAACUGGCUUAACAACACAGGAUCAACAUCUUCAAUUGGAACGGGACCACCAGCUGAUCAUACCUUAGGAACUGUUCAAGGACAUUACAUUUAUCUUGAAGCCUCUGCACCUGCUCAGCCUGGAGAUAAUGCCAAAUUUGUGUCACCUGCUUUUGGAGCUCCCCUAGGAAGCUAUUGUCUUUUUUUUUGGUACCACAUGUAUGGCUCUCAGAUGGGAACUUUAAAUGUUCAAUUGACAGAUGGCACAUCAAAUGCAGUUACUUUAUGGUCAAGACAUAGCAACCAAGGCAACCAAUGGAAUCUAGCUCAGGUUCCAUUAACAGUGAGAUCGAUAAACUCUAAGAUUAUUUUUGAAGGAAUAGUGGGUAGUGGAUACCUUAGUGAUAUAGCAUUAGACGACAUCUCAGUGAGUAACUCAACUUGCACACUGCCUCCUGCCUGUAAUUUUGAUCAAGGCAAUACUUGUAGUUGGACUCAGAUGGCUACAGGAGAUACUUUUGAUUGGACUUUACAAAAGGGGUCAACAACCAGUAUCGGAACUGGUCCAUCCAAUGAUCACACCACUAAUUCUGCAGCAGGUCAAUAUAUUUACAUUGAGACCAGUACUCCUAGACAUCAAGGAGAUACAGCUUAUCUUCUAAGUUCAAGUUUAGCAGCCACAAGUGGAAGCACUUCUUGUUUUAAAUUCUGGUACAGUAUGAAAGGUUCUUCCAUUGGCCAGCUAUCACUUAACUAUGUUUUGAAUGGUGUUUUGCCUGGCACACCAUUGUGGCAGUAUGGUAAAAAUCUAAAUUUUCAAGACUGGAACUUAGCUACAGUUCCUAUAAUUUCUGCCACUGGAUUCAAACUUCUUUUUAUUGGAACUGUUGGUGCAGGCUAUACUGGGGAUAUUGCUAUUGAUGACAUAACUUACACCACAGAAAACUGCCCUCUCUCACCAAGUGAUGCACGACCUUCUGGCCAAACAACACCUCAAACCAUUAUGACAACAACUAUCAAUCCAAACUCAGUAACAUCCAUAUCCACAUCCUUUGAUUGCAAUUUUGAGUCCAAUAUGUGUGCAUGGAUGAAUGACCAAACAGAUAAUUAUGACUGGUCAUGGGGUAGGACAGCAUCAGCAGUAGCAACGACAGUCAGUGGUUUACCUCACACAGACCAUACCACUAACACUGGAGGUGGACACUACGUUUAUUACGACAUGUCUCAAGGAACCGUAGGAGAUGAAGGCAGUACAGCCUAUUUAAUUAGUCCCAUUGUACAGAAGAGCGGAGGCAAAUGUUUGCGAUAUUGGUAUAAUAUGAACAGUAAUGUCAGAGAGUUAGGUGUUUAUGUAAAGAGAGGAAGUUCAUUAUCUUUACCUUUGCAACGCAUACUUGGUAGUCAAGGCCCUACUUGGAAACAAAAGGCAUUAUAUUUUAACUUAACUGGAGGAUACCAGAUUGUGUUUGUUGGCAAAAAAGGGAUUAUGGGGACACCUGGAAUAAUUGCACUUGAUGACAUCACUUUGAGAGAUGGUAUUUGUGAAGCUCAAACUGCCAGUACAUUUGCACUGACACCAUCAACUCCAUUUACAUGUGACUUUGAACAGUCUGAUUUGUGCUCAUUUACCCAAGGAACUAAUGAUACUUAUGAUUGGACAUGGCAACAGAGAUCUACAGAUUCUGUCUCCACUGGCCCAGAUAAUGAUCACACAUAUGCCACUUCAGCAGGCCAUUACCUUUACGCAGAAGCUUCGGGGGCAACAAGAAAAGCUGGAGACAUUGCUCGAAUGAACAGCCCAAUAUUUACCCCAGUUACCUACGAUAUUUGUCUGAAUUUCUACUACCAUAUGUUUGGAGCUAGCAUGGGCAGUCUUAACAUUAGGCUACAAACAGGGGCUAAUCUUCUGACCAUAAAGCCAGUGAUGUGGUCAAUGAGCGGUAAUCUUGGUAAUCAAUGGAAUCUUGGACAACUUACUAUGCCGAAUGCCAUGCUAAAAGAAAAUUUCCAGGUUGUCUUUGAAGCUGUGAGAGGUACAGAUUAUUUCAGUGAUAUUGCCAUAGAUGAUAUUUCUGUUAGAACAGGCCCAUGUCCAUCUCAAGCAACUUGUAAUUUUGAAUCCAGCUUGUGUAGCUUCACAAAUCUUCAUACAGAUGUAUUUGAUUGGAUUAGAUCUCAUGGACCAACAAGUACAAUAGGUACUGGACCAAACAGUGAUCACACUUUACAGACAUCACAAGGGUGGUACAUGUACUUAGAAGCCUCAUAUCCUCGUGUCAGUGGGGAUAAUGCUGUUCUUAGUAGUGAAAGACUCCCAGCAACAACAGGAAAUGGAGGAUGUUUUACUUUUUGGUAUCAUAUGUAUGGAAGUGGUAUUGGAACUCUGAAUAUUUAUUUGAGUAUAUCCCCUACUCAGAACUCAACUAUCUGGUCCUUGAGAGGCAACCAGCAGAAUGCAUGGCUAAAUGGUCAAGCACCAGUUAAUUCACCAUAUAGCAGUUUCUUUAUUUACAUUGAAGGUGUAAGGGGCAGUGAUUAUAAUGGUGACAUAGCUAUGGAUGAUGUCAGCUAUCAGACUACACCUUGUGGUUAUAUACCAGUAAAUGCCAAGCCUGGCAAUGUCACAGUGCUUGUACCUGGUUCUGCUGCAACACCUAUCCUGGGACCAGCAGAUUGUAACUUUGAUUUGGAUUUCUGUUCUUGGAGCCAAUCCACUACAGACAAAUUUGACUGGCAAAGGCAAGCUACUCGAGCUCCAACAACUGCUACAGGCCCAACCAAAGAUCAUGCAGGAAAUGGUUAUUUUACAUACAUGGAUUCAUCCUAUCCACACUUAGAAAAAGAUAAUGCAGUUUUAAUCAGUCCAGUACUAACAGGAUCAAAAUGCUUAACCUUUUGGUAUUUCAUGUGGGGUGAUCAUGUGAAUAAACUGAAUGUCUAUGCUGGAACAAGCAUGAACAUGCUGUUUUGGUUUAGACAAGGAACUCAAGGGAAACAGUGGAACCAGGCUAAUAUACACUUUACAAUCAGCUCUUCAUACAAGAUUUUCAUUGAAGGUGUUGUGGGAUCAGGACCAAAGGGAGAUAUUGCUAUAGACGACAUAACUGUUACCAGUGGAAACUGUUCACAAUCCAAUGUGGGCAUGUCUGGUCCCAGCUGUGAUUUUGAAACAGAUCUUUGUGAGUAUGUGCAAGACAGAACUGAUAAUUAUGACUGGAUUAGGCAGAGUGGUUCCACAACUUCAUAUGGUACUGGACCCACCAAUGAUCAUUCUUAUGGAACCCGAUAUGGUCAUUAUAUGUACACUGAAGCAAACAAUGCAUCUCCUGGACAGAGCGCUAGAUUAAUUGCCCCACAGAACAAAAUCACAACAGAUAUGUGCCUUGAAUUCUGGUACCAUAUGUAUGGAUCUGGGCAGGGAACUUUGUCAGUGAAAACUACAGUACAGAGUCAGAGCAAAACUCUGUGGACAAAGAGUGGUAAUCAAGGAAAUGUAUGGAACAGAGCCACCUUUGACAUUCCUGGAAGUCAGUACUAUACUGAUAUUAUAUUUGAAGAAAUCAGAGGCAGAGAUUUCUCUAGUGAUACUGCUAUUGAUGACAUUGUGUUGAAAUAUGGAAAAUGCUCUGAGUCUAAUGGAAACUGUGAUUUUGAGUUGGACUUGUGUUCAUGGACCAAUGUUUUAAAUGAUGAUAUGGACUGGGUUGUUGGAAUGGGGAACACUCAAUCCUCUGCUACAGGUCCAUCUAGUGACCACACAUAUGGAAAUAGCACAGGCAAAUAUUUAUACCUUGAAACAUCAAGUCCAAAUGUUGCUGGUUAUGUUGCUAUUCUUAGCAGUGAACUCUUUGGACCCAGAGAUUAUGUUUGCUUUCAUUUCUUCUAUAACAUGUAUGGUGCUAGUAUCGGCACUCUGCGUGUUCGUCUGGUUAGCUACAAUGCCAGUGCCAAUGGAUUACCAGAACUGAGUCGUCAAGUUUUAUGGGAACUAAGUGGUAAUCAGAAUCAAGGAUGGAAGGAAGGUGUCAUUCCAAUAGUUCCACAGAUGAACAGUUAUAAGGUUUUCAUUGAAGGUGUUGUUGGAUUUUCUUACACUGGUGACAUAGGCAUAGAUGAUUUGAAAUUCACCACUGACCAACCAUCUAACUGUAGAUUUACACCAAGUAACGCUGUAUACACUGCCACUACUGCUGUCACGGUUACACAACCUUCAGCUAAUAUUCCAGCUGGGUUUCAAUGUAAUUUUGACACUGAUCUCUGUGGCUGGCAGCAAGAUCAAACAGAUCAAAAAGAUUGGAUCAGACUAAGUGGAUCAACACCAUCUGCAUCCACUGGACCUUCACAAGAUCACACUAGUGGACAUGGAUUUUACAUGUAUCUGGAGACAUCUGUGGGCCAUUACAAUGAUACAGCCAGACUAAUAAGCCCUCAAAUCACAGACAAUUCUCCUCAGUGCUUUACAUUUUGGUACCACAUGUAUGGAACAAGUGUUAACAGCCUUGAUGUGCAACUUUGGGGUACCGAUAAUCGAUUCACACAAGCUUGGCAAACAAAUGGUACACAAGGAAAUGUCUGGAAGCAGGCUAGCAUAAAUAUAGGAGGUGGAGGAACAAACAUUGCACCAACAGCUAUGGUUGUGCUUGAAGCUGUUCAGGGUAGCUCAUUUGAUGGGGACAUAGCUAUUGAUGAUAUUAAUCUUGUCCCUGGAAUGUGUUCAAGUUCAAGUGGCUCACUUAUUGACUGUGACUUUGAAUCUCCUGAUAUUUGUGGUUACCUACAAGAUACAAUGGAUGUAUUUGACUGGACUAGAGCUAGUGGUGGAACUGAUUCAUACAAUACUGGACCAACAAAUGAUCAUACAUAUAAAACAAGUGCAGGCCACUACUUGUAUACUGAGGCUAGUGGUCGACGUUUAGGUGAUGCUGCUCGUAUUUGGUCAAGAGCAUUUACUCCUAAACCUGGACAGUGUUUAUCUUUCUUUUAUCACAUGUAUGGUGCUGGCAUGGGAAACUUAUCUAUUUCCUUUGGUCAGUGGGUUAACAAUGGACAAAGUGUCAAGUACUCUCCUGUAUGGAGUCUGAGUGGACCUCAACCAAAUAACUGGAUCCAGCAGUUAGUUCCAUUGCCUAACCCUCCAACCACUCCAAUUAGUCUUGUGUUUGAAGGAGAUAUUGGAUCAAGUUAUUUGAGUGACAUUGCAAUUGAUGAUAUAAAGUUACAAGAUUUCUGCUCCUCUCCAGGUGAUUGCACUUUUGAGACUGGACUUUGUGGCUGGCUUGCUUCUCAGUCUACUUUCAAUGGCAUUAUAGCCCAAUUCAUGAGAACCACUGCCAAUGCUGCAGUAUUUACUAACAAUUUACCUCAUCCUGUAGUUGAUCAUACAUUAAGCACUGGAAAUGGAAGCUAUAUGAUUCUAGUCUCUCCUGCAAAUAGUGCUAGACAACAAGGUCAAAGAGUGAAUUUAGUCUCAGAUGUUAUUCGAGCAACUGGCUCAAAUGGUGCUUGCUUCCACUUUUGGUUUGUUAACUAUGGAGCAACUUAUUCAUUCCUGUCAGUGGCCACAGAGAAUGGGCCUACACUUUGGCGUCAAAACAGCACAACAGCUACUCAGACAUUCACAGAAGCUCAGCUACCUAUUAUUAGUAGCACACCAUUUAAGAUUGUAUUCAAUCUUCAGUUAAGAGGUGGUCAAGGCUAUGUGGCUCUCGAUGACUUUUCUGUAACAGAUGGAUUUUGUCAAGUAAAACCAGCCAAUGCAGUUUUUGGAUCAUUACCAACACCACCACCAGGUCAAUCAACAGUAUCAAGCAUUUCAAGUGGACCAGCAUCUAAUGUUGACUGCAACUUUGAAAAAGAUCUUUGCUUUUGGCACCAAAAUACAAAUGAUCAAUUUGAUUGGACAAGACUGUCAGGGCGUACUGGAAGUAGCUUUACAGGACCCAGUGUAGAUCAUACUCUUAAAACAGAUUCUGGAUUUUACCUUUACAUUGAAACUUCUAGUCCAAGAAGACCAAAUGACACAGCUGUCAUUGAAAGUCCUGGAGUUACAAGCUCUGGCCCUAAAUGUUUGCACUUCUGGUACCAUAUGUUUGGUUUUGAUAUCAACACACUAAACAUGUACGCUGUAGCCCCAGGCUCCGUCAGAGUCUUAGUAUGGACAAGACAUGGUGCACAAGCUAAUGACUGGCUUGAUGCUGCAGUCACUUUACAGCUUACUGCUGGAACUACUAUUCAGUUUGAAGGUGUUCGUGGUACUGACUAUCAAGGAGACAUAGCUAUAGAUGAUAUUUCUUUGAUACCUGGAACUUGUGUUUCUGAUACAACUGCUAAUAGAUGUGACUUUGAAACUGACAUGUGUGGGUAUAGAUCUGAAACCACAGGACUUUGGCAGAGGUGGCAGAGUUCAACAUCAUCUAUUGCCACUGGACCUACAAAUGACCAUACAUAUGGUACAUCUCAAGGUCAUUACGCCUAUGCAGAAGCCUCUAGUCCCAGAAUGCCAGGUGAUAAAGUACGCAUGAUAGGCUUACCUCGUCCAGCUACAACUGCCAAGUGUGUCUCUUACUACUACCACAUGUAUGGUGUUAAUAUGGGAACAUUAGAAGUUCGAGUUAGAACUGGACCCAAUGUUGAAAGCAGUUUGUACACUCACAGCGGAAACCUAGGAGAUAAGUGGUACAAAAAUGAAGUCACUGUCAGGUCAUCAACUUCAUGGCAGCUUAUUUUUGAAUCCACCAUUGGCAAUGGCUAUGCUAGUGAUAUCGCCAUAGAUGAUAUAGUUAUUACUGAUGGAAGCUGUGGUGCUAGUGAAGGAUCAUGUGACUUUGAAACUAAUAUGUGUACCUGGAGCUCACUGCCUAGACCCAGUUCUUGGCUCUGGACAGCUGGUCAAGCUAUCUAUGGAUAUCAUCCAAGUGUUGACCACACUCUAGCAACAUCAUCAGGAAAGUAUCUGCUUCUAAGCUACAAAUCCAAUCUGAUAUCCAACAAAGCAGCCCUGGCCAGUCAGCCAAUGCCUCCAUUUAAUGGCAUCAAAUGCUUUACUUUCUGGUAUCUGAACUCAGGGCCUGGAAGCUGGUUGACCCUGUACCUAACAGACACCUCUAACAAUAAUUUAUAUCCCAUAUGGUCACAACCAAACUCCUACAUCAGUGAAUGGAGCUACGCCAGUGUUCCUAUCGGACCACAAACUUCAAACUAUAUUAUGGAGUUUGAUGGCCAGGUCAACUCGACUAAUGGAUAUGUUGCUAUUGAUGACUUUGUUGGAAAAAUAUCAACUGCAGCCAACUGUCCUUUAUACCCUGCUACAGCUGUACCUGUUAGGCAGCCAAUGACUUCUCCUCCAUCAACAACUCCUCUUGUACCAUUCAUACCUCUGUCUAAAUAUGACUGUAGCUUUGAGUCGGAUUUCUGCAACUGGACGCAGGAACAUGUUCAAGAUACAUUUGACUGGGUGCGGGCUCAAGGUCCCAAAGGUUCUGCUGCUACUGGUCCAGUGGUAGAUCACAGCUAUGGAACUGAUGCUGGAUGGUAUGCCUAUAUAACAUCUUCCUAUGUAGCCAAUCCUAAUCAAGCUCAAAACCAAACAGCUUGGCUAGUGUCGCCUAUGAUACCCAAUACAGUUUAUUGCUUUAACUUGUGGUAUCAUAUGUAUGGAUCACAUGUUGGCAGCUUAAAUAUUUACAAGUUAAAUACGGUAACCCAAAGAAAAGAUAAAUAUGCCUCACAGAGUGGAAAUCAUGGAAGUGCAUGGCAGUUUUUACAGAUCAAAUUUACUGGCAGUGGCAAUGACAAGAUUAUCAUAGAAGGUGUCAGAGGAACAAACAGUUUAGGUGACAUUGCUAUUGAUGAUAUAAUGGUUCAAGCUGGUUCAACCUGCCAUGCCCAAUUGGGCCCAUCAUGCUCAUUUGACUUUGGUGAUUGUGGGUGGAAUCAGAGCAGUGGUGAUAUAUUUAACUGGCAGAAAUUUCAAGGAUCAACAACCACAGUUGGCACUGGACCUGUUGCAGACCACACACUAGGAACUCAAUUUGGCUACUACUAUCAUAUAGAUGCUCGCCCACCUCGUGUGGCAGGAGAUUACUCUUACUUUGUCAGCCAAACCAUUACUGGUAAUAACAGUCAGUGUGUUAGAUUUUGGUAUAGCAUGAAUGGUGACAAUGUAGGGACGUUAGAGUUUGGAAUCAUGGCUGGUGACACAACUCUAGGGCCAUUCAGGUCUCUGUGGUCAAGAUCAGCUCAUCAGUCUGUGAAUUGGUUGCUAGGAGAAUCGACUAUCACAUAUCCAGGCCAAAGUUUUCAUAUUGUAUUCAAGGGAACAGUAGGCAAUGGCAUACGUGGAGACAUAGCUAUUGAUGACAUCACUUUAUCUCUUAAUGAAUGCCCUUUCAGAGGCAACAACGACUUUGAAAAUGGUUUAGACCUGUAUACAAAUUCAGUCGGUCAAAUUCAUGGAGAUAAGUUUGACUGGGUUGUGGCUUCAAGUGCACUCCCUCUUUUUGGAGUCAGCAUUCCUUUUAAUGACCAUACACUCCGAACCCAACAAGGCCAUUUUGCUAUAGCCAUGUUCACAGCUCAGGCUCCAGGAAACAAUGCUUAUUUAUACACACCAAUACACAACCCAGAUGAUUCAUGGUGUUUUACUUUUUACUAUUAUAUGACUGGUCAAGACCCUGGCAUGCUUAAUGUUUACUUAUAUAUACCUGAUCAAAACACUUUUACUCUACUUUGGUCACUUAAUGAUCAGAAGGAUAAUUGGAACUUAGCUCGAAUACCAGUUAGCUCCCCAUCUCACAAAUUUCAGCUUGUAUUUGAAGCCAAUGUUGGCACUAGGACAGAUGGUAUGAUAGCCCUGGAUGAUAUUGUAUCUCAAGAUUCACUUUGUACCACAUAUCCGGGCUCAGCAAGAAGAGGAGAUAUUAUGACUGCACCAACAAGAGCAUCGUCUACAGGCACUACACCUAUGCCAAGCCCUUACGACUGUACUUUUGAGUCAGCUAGUACCUGUACUUGGACUCAAUCAAAUACUGAUCAGUUUGAUUGGAGUGUGGUACAACCAAUUUCUCAAGGUCUUGUUAUGUAUGCCACAGCUCAAGAUCAUACACAAGGAACAAAUCAGGGCUUUACUCUGCAUAUGCCAACAAGUCAAAUACGCCAUCCUAAUGAUACUGCUGCAUUGACUUCACCCUCUCUACCCCCUGCUGGUGCCCUUCAUGGAGAUUGUUUAUCUUUCUGGUAUCGUCUGUAUGGUCCUUCUGUCGAUGGACUGCAGGUCUAUACAGUAACUGUCAAUACCAGAACUUUACUCUGGCAGCGGUUAGGAAGUCAAGGUCCAGAUUGGCGAUUAGCUCAAGUAGAAACCACUGGUACACAGUAUUAUCAGUAUCAAAUUGUUGGUUUGCGUGGUACUACAUAUCUUGGAGCUACCGAUGUAGAUGACAUCCACUAUUCAUCCUCUCCAUGUCCAUUUGCUGACUUUUCACUAAAUAACGACUGUGACUUUCAAAAUGGUAUGUGUGGUUUUGUUCAAAGCAUAACUGAUAAUUUUGAUUGGCUGCUGCACUCAUCAACAACUACCUCGACUGGAACAGGUCCAAACAGUGAUCAUACAUAUGGCACAAUGCAAGGACGGUAUGUUUAUGUUGAGGCUUCCAACAGAGCCCCUAAUCUAAGGGCCAGUCUUCUUACUCCAAAUAUGACAUUAAAUUAUCCUAGCAACUGUGUUAAGUUCUGGUACAAUAUGUAUGGCAGUACAAUGGGUUCACUUCGUGUGUACAGACUUUUCCGAGGUAAUCGACAGCAGCUGUGGAGUCGCUCUGGAAACCAGGGCCAGCAAUGGCAAAUGGCAGAGGUCUCAGUUUCAGGAGACAAUACAACAACAGUGAGUCUUGAGUUUGAGGGUGUAGUUGGCUCAUCAUAUCUCAGUGAUAUUGCACUAGAUGAUGUCAGCAUCAGAACUGGUCCUUGCGAUUCUUCUGACUCCUGCAAUUUUGAGUCAGGUUUUUGUACCUGGGCUAAUGUUAGGAUAGGAGACAAUUUUGAUUGGAUAAUUGGAUCAGGUUCAACUCCAUCAUUCAACACAGGACCCCAAGCUGAUAACACUGUGGGUGAUGGCACAGGUCAUUAUGCAUUUAUUGAGGCGAGUGCUCCACAAAGGGUGGGCGAUAGGGCUUACCUUGCAUCACAGAGAUUCUCUGGCAACCAAGUGCGCUGUCUACAUUUCUUUUACAACAUGUUUGGUCAAGGCAUUGGAACACUUAAUGUCUAUAUGAAUACAACCAGUUUACAGAAAGUAUGGUCACUUUCAGGCCCACAGGGGAGGUUAUGGAGUCCAGCUUCUGUAUCAUUUAAUAGCUUAGUGCCUUAUCAGAUUAUCAUUGAAGGAACUGUUGGCUCCAGCUAUGAAGGAGACAUUGCCAUUGAUGACAUUUUCUUUUCAAAUGACAACUGUGCUAUUAAUCCAGCCAAUGCUACUGUCAGAGGAAGCUCAUCCAGCACCACAGCUGCACCUUCAACUACUACCCAGAUAACAUCAGUACCAACACCCUAUGAUUGUAAUUUUGAAAGUGGGUUCUGUGGAUGGGUUCAAGACACACAAGAUCAAUUUGACUGGACCCGAUCACAAGGUCCCACAGGUUCUACUCAAACUGGACCACUGGUAGAUCACACAAAAGGAACUGCUCAAGGCUGGUAUGCUUAUAUAGAGGCCUCCACUCCUAGAGUAGCCAAUGACAGUGCUCGGUUGAUUAGCCAAGUCAUCAACCCUGGACAACGCUGCUUAAGAUUCUACUACGUCAUGUAUGGAACCACUGUCUACCAACUGAAUGUCUAUGUACAACAAGGCAGUCAAAAGACAAGAAUUUUCAGGAUGGAAGGAGAAAAAGGUUUAUCAUGGCUAAGUGCAAGCAUUCCCAUCAACCCUUGGACACCAUAUCAGCUGGUGAUAGAAGGUGUUAGAGGGUCUUCAUGGUCAGGUGAUAUUGCUAUUGAUGACAUCACUGUACCUACUGGGACUUGCCCUGAAAAAACAUUAGAUGCUGGUGCUUCAUCAUGUACAUUUGAAAAUCUACCAUCCAAUAACUCCCUCUGCGGGUACACACAAGAAACAGAUGAUAAUUUUGAUUGGUCAUUAAACAGUAAUGGUACUCAAACCCAGAAUACAGGACCAUAUACUGACCAUACCUAUGGUUCAUUCACUGGUCACUACAUUUAUACAGAGGGAUCUAGUCCACAGAAAGCUAAUGAUACAGCUAGAAUCAGAAGUCCAACCUAUGCUCCUGGAAUGAGUCAACAACACUGUCUAACAUUCUUCUAUCAAAUGUAUGGAGCUGACAUUGGUACUUUGAAUGUAUAUCAAGUGAGUUCUGGGAAAUCUGUUCACAGUAGUGUUCCUAUUUGGUCAAGAUCAUAUGACAUGGGCCCUGGCUGGAGGAAAGCUGAAAUGACUUUGGACUUGAUGGGCAAUUAUCAGCUUAUCUUUGAAGGUAUUGUUGGAUCUGGCUAUAGAAGUGAUAUUGCUUUGGAUGAUAUUGUUGUGAAGAAUGGAGCUUGUCCUAACCCAAGAACUUGCAGCUUCUCUAAUGACACCUGCUUGUGGCGCAAUCUUCAGGAUGGCUCAGAUGAUUUUGAUUGGCUUAGAAAUAAGGGAGAAACUGCUUCAUUCCAAACAGGCCCCAGCAGUGACCAUACUUCUGGAGGGCCAGGUGGUUACUAUAUGUACAUUGAAAGCAGUAAUCGACGCCUUGGUGAAAGAGCCAGAUUAGCCAGCCAGAUGUUUCCUGCAGUUAGCAAUCAAGACUAUUGCUUCAGCUUCUGGUAUAAUAUGUAUGGCGCUGACAUUGGAAGUUUGAAAGUUCUGGUUCUCAACAAUGCAAGCUAUGAUGCUAUUUCUUCAGAAGCCACCCUCUGGGAACUUGAUGGUCAAACUGGCCCUCAGUGGAUGGCGGCACAAGUCAACAUUAGCAGUGCUUACACACAUAAACCAUUUAUGGUGGUUCUGGAAGGUGUUGUAGGCAAAAGUUAUGGAGGUGACAUUGCAAUUGAUGACACUAGCAUUGACCCAUACUCAUGUCAGACUGUACCAGACUAUGCCCUGCCAACAACAGAUGCAUUAGAAAACGCUGAUUGUGAUUUUGAUCUCCAAACAUUCUGUAGUUGGUCAGGGUAUCCUAACAGAAAGUUAAGUUGGAUGUUGAUGUCACAUGGCACUCCUACUGUCAACACUGGACCUACUUCUGACCAUACUGGAUCAGGUGGAUUCUAUAUCUAUUUGGAGUCCAAUAAUGGUAAUCAGGGAGAUGAUGCAGUCCUUGUUUCACCAGUCUUACCCCCUUCCAUUGGCACAGCCUGCUUUUCAUUUUGGUAUCAUAUGUAUGGUGCUAACAUUGGACAACUCCAGCUUCUAACAAGUAUAGGGGGAGUAACUGUUGUGCAAUGGCAAAGGCAAGGAAAUCAAGCCAAUAGAUGGUUGCAGGCCUCUGUUACUCUUCAAAGUACUACUAACUAUCAGAUAUUCCUUAAAGCAAUCAGAGGCAAUGGUUUCCUAGGAGAUAUAGCUGUGGAUGACCUAGUACUUGUACACAAACCUUGUCCCCAUAGAGCACUGUGUGACUUUGAGCAAGACAUGUGUGGUUAUACACAAGAAUCUAAUGAUAACUUUGACUGGACAAGGAUUCAAACAGCCACAGCCACCUUUGGUACUGGACCAAAAUUUGAUCACAGCAUGAGCAGCACUAGAGGCUACUACAUCUACAUUGAGUCCUCACCUCCUAGAAAACCUGGGGAUAAAGCUAGAUUAGACUCACCUAUAUACCCUGGUGGUGGAGCUCAGUGUCUACAGUUUUACUAUCACAUGUAUGGUGCUGGCAUGGGAACCUUGUUUGUGUAUGAGCGUAUUGUUGGUGGGAUUGAUCAAAAUCUUAUUUGGUCCAUGAAUUCCAAUAGAGGAGAUGCUUGGUUAAAAGCACAAGCUAACAUAAACACACCUAAUGCUUUUCAGAUAAUAUUUGAGGGAAUUGUGGGAGCAAAUGCCACCAGUGACAUAGCACUUGAUGACAUACAGCUAUUACCUUCACCUUGUCCUAGUCCUGUUACAUGUGAUUUUGAAGGUGGAUUCUGUACAUUUACUAACAGAAGAGAUGAUGAUUAUGACUGGGUGCUUGUUACCCCUCAAGCUACAAGGUUUAAGUCUGACGUGCCUUCAGUAGACCAUACCACAGGCUCUAGUAAUGGUUACUUUGCCCUUGCCAACAUUCCUGCUAGUCCCUCUGGUAACAAACAUGCAUUGUUGGCUAGUAGUCUCCAACCACCAACAUCUGGACAGUGUCUUAGUUUUGCCUACUACAUUCAAGGAGAUGGUACUAUGUUCAUCUAUUUGGAGACCCCUGGAGCUAACAUUACCUUGCUACAGCUGACAAAUCCAGAUGGCAUUGAUAAAUCUUUCCAUUGGAAACAAACAUCUAUGGACGUUUUGUCAAAUACAUCAUACUAUAUUGGCAUUGACGCUCAGAGAAAUUUAAUUGGAGCAACAACAAUAGUCUUAGAUGAUGUUAAACUGGUUGAUGGACUUUGUUCUUUGCAAACGUCUCCUCCUCCUGCGACUAUUCCAACACUCCCACCUGCUCUGGCUGUAUUGUCAUGUGACUUUGAAGGCUUCCAACCUUUGUGUUAUUACACCCAGAAUACAGAUGAUAAUUUUGAUUGGAUAGUCAAUACAGGAAGCACCACCUCAGAUUCUACUGGCCCAGAUGCUGAUCACACUUUAGGAAAUAUAAAAGGUCAUUAUAUCCACAUUGAUGCCUCUGCUAAAAGUAACAAUGCUUCUGCCAGAAUAUCAAGUGCACAGUUCCGCAACACUAACUCACGCUGCUUAAGUUUUUGGUACCACAUGCACGGAGCUGACAUCAACAGACUGAAUGUUUACUUGUCCAACUCUACUGGACUUGGUCCAGCAAUCUGGACCAAACAAGGAGAGCAAGGAUUGAAUUGGUUGAAUGCUUUGGUAGAGCUUGGUGGGGAUGAUGGCUAUCACAAGGUUGUGUUUGAGGGUCUUGCUGGCUUGGGUUACAGAGGUGAUAUUGCUAUUGACGAUAUAGUGGUAUAUGAUGGGCCAUGUCCUAUGACAACUCUGUGUGACUUUGAAGACGAUGGCAUUUGUGGUUUUAAUCAAGACAUUUAUGAUGAUUUCAACUGGUUACGGCAUAGUGGCAGCACUGAUACUGUCGGAACUGGACCAACUGUUGACCACACCUAUGGAACACUUAGAGGUCACUACAUGUACAUUGAAACAUCAAGUCCUCGAGUCCCUGGUGAUGUAGCCCGAAUGCUGACCCCAGUAUACCCUGCAACAGAUGGUCGUUGUCUGAAAUACUGGUAUCACAUGUAUGGAAGUAGUAUGGGAACUCUGGCAGUUUAUCUGAGAGAUGUCCGUGGGAAUGAUCUGCUACUAGAUAAUAAAGUUGGAAACUUUGGAAACCAAUGGCUGUUGGCUCAAGUGGACUUAAUUUCUCUAACACCUUUCCAGGUGGUAUUUGAAGGUACUGUUGGCAGCAGUUACACUGGAGAUAUUGCUGUUGAUGAUGUGGAGGUCACCAAAGAGCCGUGUGUACAAAUGUAUGGCUGUGAUUUUGAAAGAGGACUUUGUUCUUGGACACAAAAUAAAUCUGAUAACCUGGACUGGAUUAUUAACCAUGGCUCAACUCCUUCAUAUGCUACUGGACCAUCUCAGGAUCAUACCAUAGCAUCAUUAGCAGGUCAAUACAUUUAUUUGGAGUCAAGUGCGCCAAGUAAACCUGGAGACGUUGCUGUAUUAGAUUCACAGAUGAUACCAGUUAUAGCUGACAAUGAUAUGUUUUGUUUCUCUCUCUGGUAUUUCAUGUAUGGAACAGAUAUUGGAUAUUUGAAUGUAACAAUGAAGACCAUUGAUGACACAUCCGCACAGACCAUCUACUCUCUAUUUGGACCCCAAGGGCAAAGCUGGAAGCAAGCUCUUAUCAAUAUACCAAAACCUUCAAAUACAUUCCAGAUUUCUGUGAUUGGAUCAGUAGGUUCAGGAUAUCUUAGUGAUAUAGCCUUGGAUGAUUUUCUGCUUAACCCUGGAUCCUGUCAGGAUAAUUCAAUAAUCAAUGGCAACUUUAGCUGUGGAGGAAUCAGAAAUCAAACUAUACCAAACUCUAAAGUUUGUGACUUCAUUAGAGAUUGCAUUGACACUGCCGCAGAUGAAAGCAAUUGUGGAGAUUGCUCUUUCCAAUAUGAUUGGUGCAGAUAUAUAGAUACCAGUGCUGGGGAUUAUGAAUGGAACAGAGGUUUCAAUGGCUCACUCAACACUAACACAGGACCAACCUAUGAUCACAACAAUGAUCCCACAGGUUACUACUUAUAUGUAGACAGUGCUCAUGGAUCAUAUUCAGAUAUGGCUGAAAUUCAAACAAAUUUUAAUUUUGGACCAUCUUCAGCAUCAUGUCAAAUUCAAUUCUAUUAUCACAUGUUUGGUUAUGGCAUUGGACGUUUAAUGGUUGUCUUAAGAGAAUCUCAAGAAGAUACCAUCAUUUUUGAAAAAGUUGGAGAUCAGGGAAAUAGAUGGAUCAAAGCCCUGGUAGAUGUAGGAAGAGUUGCUGUUCCUUUCAAGGUUCUGUUCAGAGCUACUAGAAGUUACAGUGUUAAUGGAGAUGUUGCUAUUGAUGAUAUUACUUUGAUCAACUGUGAAUAUCCAGCACCACAAGCAAGUUGCCUUUCUUAUCAGUUCACUUGUCAGAGAAAGGCAUGCAUAGACAACACUCGCAUUUGUGACUUCUCUGAUGACUGUGGGGACGGCAGUGAUGAAUUGAAUUGUGCUGCUUUUCCACUUCGUACUGACUUUGAGUACAGCUAUGGGGCAUGGAUGCAAGAUAAGACAGAUGAUUUUGAUUGGAUUCGACAGCAAGGAGCAACAGGGUCAGCAGAUACUGGACCAACACGUGAUCAUACCAGAGGAACAGUAAGAGGUCACUAUGUCUACAUUGAAACCUCAUCCCCUAGAGUUCCAGGGCAGAAAGCCAGACUACUAAGUCCUCUAGUGUCUGCUACAUCAAGCAAGAAAAGAUCUACCUCUUCCUGUCAGAUGAGAUUUUUCUAUCACAUGUAUGGAUCAUCCAUUGGCCAACUUAAUGUUUAUACCAGAACAAGUACUAAUGGACCUUUGAAAACACUGUUUUCUAAAACGAUAAACCAAGGUGACAGGUGGAUAAGACAAGAUCUGCAACUUUUAGAAACAUCUGAUUUCCAGAUUAUAAUUGAAGCAGUUGUAGGCUUAAGCUAUUUAGGGGACAUUGCCGUUGAUGAUAUUUCAUUGACAGAUGGAUGCAAGCUAAGUGCUAAUAACGUCCUACCUACAGGACUCCCACCUUCCUCAACGUCAAUUUCACCUUGUGGAUCAAACUUCAGAUGUGGUGAUGGCAAAUGCAUUCCACAAAGUUCCGUUUGUAAUUAUGUCUUGGAUUGUAACGAUGCAUCAGAUGAAGUUAACUGUGGGACAUGUAAUUUUGAAAGCAAUCAAUGUGGCUGGACAGACAAUAGUGUAGGUAUAUUUAGAUGGAUGAAUGUCUCCGUUUCUUCUGCCACUGGUCUGUUACCUAAAACAGAUUCUACAUACUCAGCUACUAAUCAAGGUCACUACCUGGCUGUAAGUCAAGGUCCUGGGCUGACUGUAACAGGAGCUGUAUUUAUAUCUCCACCUCUGAGAGCUUCAGGACCAAGUUGUCGUAUGGCUUUCUCUUACUACAUGAAUGGCGUAGGCUCUGGUAACCUGGCCAUACUCCUUCAGAAUUCUAUUUAUACUGGUACUAAUAGAGCUACUACUCUAUGGACUGUCAAUUCUUUGUCAUCUACAACUUGGACUAAAUACUCUGUGGACAUUGGUCAGCUUCCAGCUGGCUAUCAGAUUGUAAUCAAGAGCACACCACUAAAUGGUUAUCAGUAUGCUGUAGCCAUUGAUGACAUAGACUUUGUUGGAUGCCAACCUAAUACAACAUUCAACUUAAGCACAACAGCUCUUGAUUGCUCAUUUACUGGUGGUGAUUUUUGUGGCUACUUUGAGUCCAGAACUGAUGAUUUUGACUGGACACUCACUAACCAUGCUACACCAACUCUAGAUACUGGUCCAUCUGGUGACCACACCACAGGUCAUGACUACUACAUUUACAUUGAGUCUUCCUCACCACAAAAGUUUGGAGAUCGAGCUGUCCUGAUCUCUGCACUCAUGGCACCUACAACUUCCAAUAUGUGCCUGACCUUUUGGUACCACAUGUUUGGUGCUGAUAUUGACACUCUCAAUGUCUACCUUAUCAAUGGUGCUAACUAUUCUCGUAUCUGGACAAGAUCAGGUUCUCAUGGAAAUGUGUGGAGGCAAGGACAGGCUCCUGUUUUUUCAACUAAAAAUUAUCAGAUUUCCUUUGAAGGUACAGUGGGUCAUGGAUAUGGUGGUGACAUUGCAUUAGAUGAUAUUUCUGUGGUGAAUGGUCCAUGCCCACCUCAAGAUGUCUGUGAUUUUGAAAUUGAUCUUUGUGGUUAUACCAAUGUACAAGGAACUGAUAUAUUUGACUGGAUUCGAUGGGCUAAUCAAACUGCUUCAAGUGGCACUGGGCCUUCUACAGAUCACACUACUGCUAAUGGUUAUGGUUAUUACAUGCAUAUUGAUGCCUCUGGAAGAUCAAGUGGAGAUAAUGCUAAACUACUUGGUCCAUUGAUAACAGUAACAAAUGGUCAUUCUCACUGUAUCUAUUUCUGGUUCCAUAUGUAUGGUGCAGAUAUUGGUAGCCUUAAUGUUUAUGCAAGGACACAACACAAUGGAGAUUUGUUGAUCUGGACUAGAAGUGGUCAGCUGGGAGAUUACUGGUCACAAGGAAGAGCAACAAUUAAUGGCUCUCUAGGCACAUUCCAAGUGGUUUUUGAAGGUGUUGUUGGCAGAGGUUAUAGAGGUGACAUUGGCCUUGAUGAUUUGAGACUAGCAGAUGGAGUUUGCCCUCACAUUGGUAGCUGUGACUUUGAGUAUGAUAUGUGUGGCCUAUUUAACAGCUAUGGCAAUGACAAAUUUGACUGGCUGAGAAAUGCAGGCCAGACAACUACAUCCUUGACAGGACCUCCUGGAGAUCAUACAACAAACUCUGACCAAGGCUACUACAUGUAUAUUGAAUCCAGCAAUCAGGCACUUGGGAAUAGAGCCUGGCUGUAUACAGAUUUUAUUCCAGCUACUAGAGCUUCCUGCCUUACAUUUUGGUAUUACAUGUAUGGUUCAGAUGUUGGAACAUUAAGAGUAUAUCUGACCCAGUCUAACAAUGUGUCCAACGUUCUUUGGCAACUUUCUGGUAAUCAGGGAGCAGAGUGGAAACCAGUACAAUUAGCUUUGUCUAGUCCUGUAGAUUAUCAGAUCGUAUUUGAUGGUGAAGAAGGCAGUGGUUACCUAGGAGACAUUGCUAUAGAUGAUUUGCUGGUCACUGAUGGUGUUUGUGUCAACCUUACAACACCAUCCCCAACAGAUGUUACUGGGGCCUCAACAGUGACUUAUGCUCCAAGUCAGUGGGAUUGUAACUUUGAUGCAAAUAAUAUCUGUUCAUGGCACCAAGAUACAACAGAUAAAUUUGACUGGUCUGUCCAUAUGGGAGCAACAGACUCUUAUAACACUGGACCUACUGCUGACCACACUUCUGGCCAUGGUUAUUACAUUUACACAGAAAGUUCCGGCAGGUUUACCAAUGAUACUGCAAGAAUUUAUAGUGACAUCAUUCCUUUGACACCAGGAGGGGUGUGUGUCAAAUUUUGGUAUAACAUGUAUGGCAGUGAUACUGGAACUUUAAAUCUGUAUGCUAAACAAGGAGGAAAUCUUGGUCCUGUUAUAUGGAGAAGAAUAGGGGAACAAGGUCAGGCUUGGAAAUCUGGUUACGCUCACAUCAUACAGGGUAAUGGCACUAAUCAAAUACAGUUGGUCUUUGAAGGGGUCCUAACUGCUGGUUAUAUGGGUGAUAUGGCUCUCGAUGAUAUAACCGUGAGCUCUGGAUCUUGUAUGGAAUAUGGUGGUGAUUGUGAUUUUGAGUCAGCUGAUUUGUGUGAAUUCACUCAAGAUAAAACUGAUGACUUUGAUUGGACUAGGAAUCAAGGCACUAUAAACACUUACACUGGUCCUACUAUUGAUCAUACUUAUGGAACAAAGUUUGGUUACUACAUGGUCACAAAGUAUAACUAUACAUUGAGAACUGGUCAAAAGGCCAGGCUAAUUAGUGCUACACUAAAAGCAACAAAUGCCCAGUGCUUGACUUUCUAUUAUCAUAUGUUUGGUGCCAAUAUGGGAACGCUGAAUCUUUAUACUAAGAGCUUUGGAAGACUAUCUAGUGCCAUCUGGACAACGAGUGGUCAACAGUUGAACUUAUGGCUUCCAGCUCAAGUUACAUUAAGCAGUUCAACAGAUUUCCAGCUUGUGUUUGAAGGUGUCAUGGGUUUCCAAUCAACUGACAUGGCUAUAGAUGAUAUAUCUUUCAAACCUGGACCUUGUAAGCCAGCAGCCACUUGUGACUUUGAAGAUGGUCCAUGCCUUUUCUUUAAUACACCAACUGGAGAUGACUUUGAUUGGGAAAUACAUACAGGAUUUGAUCAUACACUUAAAACAUAUAAUGGUCAUGUUAUGAUGUUGGAUGGCACCAAGAAAACAAUGGGACAAAAAGCCAGACUACUUAGCCAAGUUCUACCACCAACUCCAGCCUCUUGCUUUAGCUUCUACUCCAAGUUAAACCAGAUCAAUGGUGGUACAUUGGUGGUCUAUAAGGACAGCAAUAUCUCUGGAAGCAGUAACUACCAAAAUCUCUAUACACUGACAGCUCCUCCAAAUCCUGACUGGAGAUUAGCACAAAUGGAUAUCACAUCCACCAAUCCUUAUAUGAUUAUAAUUGAAGGUGACAUAGCAGAUCCACUACAGAGCACUAUGUAUAUAGAUGAUGUAACAUUAACAGAUGGUCAUUGUGUGAAAGCACCAGAGACUUUUACUUGUGGAAAUGGAACAAACAUACAAACAAACAGAGUGUGUGACUUCCAUCAAGACUGCAACAAUAAUGCUGAUGAAUCUCAUUGUGGUGCUUGCACAUUUGAAUCUGAUUUGUGUGGCUUUGUAGAUCUGAGUAAAGGAUCUUUUGUUUGGAGACAGGCUACUGAUGCUGAUGCCACAGACGUUGUUGAUAGAAUUGGUGCUGACCACACUACUUCAACCACCAAUGGUCACUUUUUAUAUGUCACUGGACAAAGAGGGUUAGCUAACACUGAUGCCACUUUGAUAAGUCCACUGCUUCAACCAACAUUUGGAACUUGCCAAUUCCAAUUUUUUUACAAGAGAUAUGAUGCCAAACUGCAGGUCUAUGUCCAGGUUGGUGCUAGACAAAACUUGUUGUGGGAAACUACAGAUGUAGUUACUGGACCAAGAUGGGCAAAAGCCUUAGUGAGUAUUGGUCGCUAUAAUACUCCAAUCCAAGUUGUAAUCAAGGCAACCAGAAGCUACUCAUCACCUAGAACAGUGGCAAUAGAUGACACAAGCUUUUUGAACUGUGCCAAACCAACUCCUGGCACUGGUACCUGUGCUUUCACUCAGUUCAGAUGUUUAAAUCAAGUUUGUAUUGAUCCAAUUUAUAAAUGUGACUUAAAUGAUGACUGUGGUGAUGCUUCAGAUGAAUCUACCAGCUUAUGUUCAUCUGCUAACCAAUGCACAUUUGAAUCUGGGCUGUGCUCAUGGACUCAAGACACACAAGAUGAUCUGAACUGGCAGAUUCAUCAAGGCCCAACCUCAACUCCUAGCACAGGUCCAAGUGUUGACCAUACAACUGGACUUGAUACUGGACAUUUUAUUUACUUAGAAACAUCUUCUCCUAGUAAACAAGGACAGAAAGCAAGACUACUAAGCCCAGUUAUUAGUGCAACGUCACUCUCAAGUGGAUGUCAUUUGUCUUUCUUUUACCAUAUGUAUGGUGAUACAAUGGGCUUCUUCAAUAUUUAUAUCCUUACAGAGAAAGGAGGCUAUCCCACCUUAUUGUUUUCUAGACAGAAUCGUCAACAGAAUUACUGGGCCAGAGAUAUCAUACCUUUGAACAGCACAAAAAAUUUCCAGGUUUUGAUUGAAGGAGUUGUGGGAAAAGGUAACACUGGUGAUAUGGCUGUUGAUGAUAUCACUUUGUCUUCUGGAUGUCGUCUGAGUCCUACUGGAACCACCCUGCCCAACCCAAGCUAUGUAGUGACAACUCCAACUACCAUCCGACCAACAUGUCCUUAUUCUUUUGCUUGUGGCAGUUCAGAAUGUGUUCCACUUGUCAAAGUAUGUGACUUUGUAGCUAAUUGUAAAGAUGGAUCAGAUGAAGCUUUAUGUGGUCCUUGCAAUUUUGAAUCAGGUCUCUGUGGUUGGUCUUAUGCAAGCACAGGACAUUUUAAGUGGUCACUUAGCACCCAGACAGUUAUGGGAAAAGUUGGUCCAGCCUUAGACAGUACCAAUUCCUCAUCUGGGCACUACAUGUACAUUCAGCCAGACUUUGGGGUUACUCCAUCUCCAGCUGUUUUAAGGUCUCCUUAUCUUGGUGCCAUGUCCACUGCUUGUGUUAUGAACUUCAACUAUCAUUUACCAAAUACAGCUAAUGGCAACCUCUCAGUAGUUCUAGUCUAUCAAGGAGUUAGGAAUACAAUAUGGACUGCAACACGGGCUUCCACAAACUGGAUGCGAAGCUUCAUUUACAUUGGAAGAUUUGCCGGUCAACUGAUACCUAAAGGAACUCAGAUUGAAAUAGUUUAUCAACCAAGAGGAACUUACUCUCCAACUAUUGAUAUAGCAGCUGUUGACAAUAUAACAUUCGCAAUGUGUAACCCCAAUCAAGUGGUGCCUUCUUUAGCUUGCUCUUUUGAAACUAGAAAUCUGUGUGCAUGGUCCCAAAGUAAUGAUGACCAAUUUGAUUGGACUUUAUUUAAUGGAACCACAGCAACUUAUGGAACAGGUCCACGCGCUGCACAUACUGGAAGAUGGUACAUAUAUGCUGAAGCAUCUUCUCCUCAGAAAGCUAAUGAUACCACUUUGUUAAAGAGUCCAACAUUAUCUCCUACUACUUUCCAAGGCUUCUGUCUGACUUUCUGGUAUCACAUGCAUGGGUCAGACAUGGGCAGCUUAGCACUGCUAGUCAAACAUCCCUUUACAUCAUUUGAUACUCUUUGGUCUAUUAGUGGAACUCAAAGAGAUGACUGGAUUCAACAAAAUGUUUACAUCAAUAUGUCUAGAGAAUAUACACUGUAUUUCAAAGCUACAAUUGGCAAAGGUUUUGAAAGUGAUAUAGCCAUUGAUGACAUCUCAGUAUCUGCAGGACAAUGUCCAGCAUUGGCACAAUGUACUUUUGACUCUGGUUUCUGUGACUUUACCCAAGAAACAAAUGACAAAUUUGAUUGGUCUCUGGGCAGUGGUUCCACAGCGACUUUUGGAACAGGACCUAGUAAAGAUCAUACUUUAGGAUCAUCUCUUGGUAAAUAUGCCUACAUUGAAGCAUCAGGUCAGAUGACAGGUAACAAUGCUAUUUUAAAUAGUGGUACUUACCUUGGCUUCCAGUAUAGUAGAUUAGGGUGUUUGACCUUUUGGUAUCACAUGUAUGGCAAUGGUAUUGGAACACUUAAUGUCUAUAGAAAAGAUCAAGGAAAUAGUUCAACUGUAAACAUAUGGACUUUAUCUGGGCCUCAAGAAAAUAUGUGGAAAAAAGCAACUGUAUCAAUAAGGGCCCAAGGUAAUCCAUAUCAAAUUCAAUUUGAAGGCAUAGUAGGUACAGAUCUAGGUGAUAUUGCCAUAGAUGAUGUAUUGAUUAGACCAGGAAUGUGCCCUCCUGUUGCCUCAUGUACAUUUGAAAGGGAUCUGUGUAGCUAUAUCAAUCUCCAAGGAGACAACUUUGAUUGGAUACAGGACAGUGCUGGAACAGACUCUGCCAAUACUGGACCACAAGUAGAUCACACUACUGGUACAACUCGAGGUCAGUAUAUAUACAUAGAAACUUCAGGCAACUACAAACUGGGAGAUUCAGCCUUACUUCAGAGUGAACCAGUUCCAGCUAGCAACAGCAGCUGUCUAGACUUCUGGUACCACAUGUAUGGGGCUGGUAUAGGUCAACUGAAUGUCUACACCAAACCUUCAUCAGCUCCAUCUCGAACUCUUAUCUGGACACUUAGCAACAAUCAAGGCAACUUGUGGCAGCAUGCUAUUGUUCCUCUGUCUUAUUCCUACAUGUUUGAAAUAAUAUUUGAAGGUACCUAUGGUGGUAAUUACACGGGUGAUAUUGCACUGGAUGAUAUCAGUUACCAUAAUUCUCCUUGCUCUGGAGUGACUGCUUCACCUAUUACUCCUACCCUGCCUUCUUUUGUUACUUAUUCUAAGAGCCCUCUUGACUGUGACUUUGAAUCCAAAUGUGUUUGGAUACAAGAUACAACAGAUGACAUCAACUGGAGCCUAAUGUCCGGACCUACCUCUACAAAAGGAACUGGACCUCCAUCUGACCACACACUUCGUAAUGCUAAUGGUCACUACAUGUAUACAGAGGUAGGAUCUUCCCAAGCAAUGAAUGCGUCUGCCAGGUUGAUUAGCCCAACAUUUACAAUACCAACAAAUGGCAUCUGUUUUAAACUAGUGUAUUAUAUGUAUGGUGCUGCUAUCAAUCGUCUUAACAUUUAUGCUUCAACCCUCAACCCUAAUAAACAAGAGUUGCUGUGGACCAGAGUUGGUACACAGGGCCCAGAAUGGAAGUGGGCACAAAUACAUGUGCAAGACAUGGCCGGCCCUGGUUAUAUUACUGUGGAAGCUAUAACAGGCUCUGGUUAUACAGGAGAUAUAUCAAUAGAUGACUUGAUGAUGAACACAGGUAACUGUCCACCACACCCAGAAUGUGACUUUGAAGAUGGGGUCUGUGGUUACCAACAGAUUCAAACUGAUGACUUUGACUGGACUUUAAAUAGUGCAACAACCAGUACCACCAACACUGGACCACAGACUGACCACACAUUUGGAACUAAUGAAGGCCACUAUGCUUACAUUGAGUCAUCUUCACCUAGACUACAAGGAGACAAGGCCAGAUUACAAACUCAACUCUUUGAUUCAACCAGUGGAUCUUGUCUUUACUUCUGGAUCUCAAUGUUUGGGGAAACUAUGGGCACUCUCAAUGUCUAUCAACAAGAUGAAGGUGUGCCAGAUAGUGCUGCUACUUUAAUUUGGACUAAAUCUGGACAACAAGGUCCUAACUGGCAAUUAGGACAAGUAACUCUGGCCAAUCCCAGAAGAUUUUAUAUUAUAUUUGAGGGAGUAGUUGGCAAUGGUAUCUAUAGUGACUUGGCCAUUGAUGACAUAAGUAUGAAAUCAGGUCUGUGUCCAGGUAUUGGAAGCUGUGAUUUUGAAGGUGAUAUUUGCUCUUGGAUUAAUACACAAACAGGGGAUGUUUUUGAUUGGAUGAGGGCUAGAGGAUCAAGAAAUUAUGGCACUGUAGGCCCUCGUGUAGAUCACACACUGGGAACUGAGUUUGGUGGUUAUCUGGUUAUGGACAGUAAUGCACCUAGAAAGCAAGGAGACACCGCCUUAUUGUACUCCCCUGUUUUACAGAAUGGUACAAGUUACUGUUUGAAUUUCUGGUACAUGAUGAAUAACAAUGGGGAUGGUACUUUGAAUGUUAAUAUCAAAUCCUAUUCCCAAGGACAAAGAAGAAAUAUUUAUCAUUUACAAGGUAAUCAAGGCGCUGAUUGGAAAUCUUUGAGAAUAACUAUUGCCAAUGUCAGCACCAUCUUUGUCAUAGAGUUUGAAGGUAUUUUAGGACAAGUUGGUUAUAGUGACAUUGCUAUUGAUGACAUUGCCUUACAGUAUGCCUCUUGUGAGUCUCUACCUCAACCACAACAGGCUGAUAAUGCUUUUCACUGUACUAAAGAUAAUAAAUGGUUGUCAUUGAAUAAAGUGUGUGACUUUAAACCAGAUUGCAGUGAUGGAGAAGAAGAGUUGCAGUGUGGCUAUAAUUGUAAUUUUGACAACACUACCUGCAAUUGGAACAACACUAUGGGCAGUACAUAUAUUUGGACUAAAAAUCAAGGAGCCACACCAACUGCCAACACAGGACCAUCAGUAGAUCAUACACUAGGCACAAUUAAUGGUUCUUACAUGUAUGUAAGUGCUGGCAAUGGUUACUCUUAUGCUACUGCUUCAUUUCAAAGUCCAGUUCUUCAAAGAGCAGCCCCAACAUGUGAACUUGUCUUUUAUUUCCACAUGUGGGGCACAUCUAUUGGAACACUAUCUGUUCAGAGAAUAUCUGGUCUACAAACUUCUACAGUUUUCACAACUUCAAGAGACUAUGGAAACAAUUGGCAACAGAGUGUUGUACCCUUGGGUAAAUCUGAAACACCAUUUACAGUAGCUAUAUUAGCUCAACGCAGUUACAGCACUAGAGGGGAUAUAGCCAUAGAUGACAUCACAUUUAGAAACUGUGCUUUCCCAACCCCCAUUUCAAGCUGCACUGGACAAAAUACAUUUAAAUGUAAUAAUUCAGCUUGUAUUGAUCCUGUUCUAUUGUGUAAUUUGGAAGACAACUGUGGAGAUAAUUCAGAUGAAGAUCCAGCUUUAUGUAAAGCUUACGACAAGUGUACUUUUGAAAUAGACCUUUGUGAUUGGUCACAAGAACGUUUUGAUGACAACUUUGAUUGGACAAGAAGAAACAUGGGAACAAUGUCUACAUUAUCUGGACCUCAAGCUGACCACACAACAUCUUUAAAGUCUGGAUACUUUUUAUACAUUGAAACAUCAUCUCCAAGACUUCCAGGAGACAAAGCCUGGCUGCUAAGUCCAAUAUUAAAACCUACAACAACAUGUCAGUUGUCUCUUUAUGUGUUCAUGUAUGGUAAAGACAUUGACACAUUCUCAGUAUAUACCAGAACAGCAACAAAUGGCCCACUUACUGUUCAGAAAACAUUAAAAGGGGAGGCUGGUAAUUUCUGGCAACAGUGGAUUGUCCCAAUCUCAAGUAAUGCUACCUUCCAAAUUGUUCUUGAAGCUAUCAGAGGCUAUGGUAAUCUCGGGGAUAUAGCCAUUGAUGAUGUGGUGCUUCUACCAGGAUGUGUUGCGAGUACAGAUAACUUACCAGUGGUGGAUCUUGUUACAACAACUACAGCACCAAAUCCUUGUGGUGAAUCUAGUUUCUGGCAAUGUAAAGACAAGAAGCAAUGCAUUUACAGUAUUAAUGUUUGUGACUUUGCCUAUGAUUGCAAUGAUCAGUCAGAUGAGCAAGACUGUGGAGCCUGUACAUUUGAAACAUCUACAUGUGGCUGGCAUGACAUGAGUAGAAGCAGUUACAUAUGGGAUAGAGUCAACACUUCUUCAAGGGUUGUUGUGGCUAAACCAGCAAAUGACCAUACUCUAGGCAACCAGGGCAUAGGCUGGUAUAUGGUGAUACAUCCUACAGACAUUGGUUACGCGAGAAUGUCCAUACUUGAAUCUCCAUUGUAUGGAGCUACAGAAGCCAACUGUGAGAUACAGUUUUAUUAUUUCAGUGAUGGUAGUGGUAGAGUUUACCUUUUCUUAUAUCCAGAUGGAGUAACUAAAUAUGAUGCUGCUGAUCAAGGUAUUCGACUAUGGACUGGAUACUCCACCUAUGCUUGGCAAAUGGGCAAAGUCAGUAUUGGUUCUAGAGCCCCAGGGUUCAGGCUGAUAUUUAGAUAUGAGUAUGUGUCUCCCUUAAGAACAAAUGGCAUGGCUUUAGAUGACAUUACUUUUUCGAGUGGUUGUCAGCGUGGCGCUCCUACUAACAGUUGUUCUGCUGGAGAUUUCCUUUGUCCCUCAAGCAAUGAAUGUAAACCCUACGAUGAUGUUUGUGAUAUUGCACAUGAUUGUCAAAAUGGUGAUGAUGAAGAUGCAUUCUUGUGUAAAAAUUAUUAUAUGUGUAAUUUUGAAAGCGGUACAUGUGGAUUUGUGCAGGAUAACACUGAUAAUUUUGACUGGACUUUGAAUCAAGGCAGGACAUCUACUUCAAACACUGGACCAGAUAAUGACCACACCUUAGGAACAGCACUAGGUCAUUACAUGUAUAUUGAAUCUUCCAGUCCUAGACUUCCCAAUGAUACAGCAAGACUGAAGAGCCCUGUAUUCUUACCCAAUCCACAGGGCAAUUGCUACAUGAGAAUGUUUUACCACAUGCGGGGUCAACAUAUCAAUGCACUGAAUGUCUAUACAGAAACUAGAGAAGGUGGACCUUUAACACUUAAGUGGAGCAAGCAAGGGCCUCAGGGUGCUUUAUGGCUUAAGGCUAUCAUCAAACUAGAUGAUGUUCAAACCUUCAGAGUUGUAAUUGAAGGAGUUAGAGGAGUAAGUUAUGAUGGAGAUAUCGCAAUAGAUGACAUCACAUUUACUUCUGACUGUGUCAAGCUGGACACAGUGACCAUUCCUCCAGUCAGACCAACUGUAAAUCCGGGCAUAUGUAAGGCUGGUCUAGAAUUCCAAUGUGACGGUAAAUGUAAGCCACUAUCUCUUCUUUGUAACUUCCAUCAAGACUGCACUGAUAAUACAGAUGAAGUGAAUUGUCCAGCAGUUUGUGACUUUGAAACUAACAUGUGUGGCUGGGGAGCUUCUGGUUCAGUUGGAACAUGGACUAUUAAACAGGCUUCUACCUAUCCAGGUCAAGUGGAUGUAGCACCUGGCAACAGCAAUGGUCAUUUCUUAACAUCAACUGACCGCUCAGGUGUUUUACUCUCACCAUUUUUCUCAGGAGCUAGUGAGCUUUGUACAUUCUCCUUCUUUUUCAAGACUAACUACUAUCCUACAACUCUAUCACUGAGCAUUAGAGCUGGAGGCUUUGACAACCAGCUAUGGGGCUACAGUACGUAUGGCACAACCUUUUCAAAUUAUAAUUUAAAUAGCUGGCAGAAUGUCACUGUCCCACUUCCAAAAUGUUCAUCCGAUUUCCAGAUGGUCAUAUCAGAUAGUUUAAGCUAUUAUGCUAGUACAACAUUAUACUUGGACCAUUUUGCCUUCAAUAAUUGUGAUGUACCUGUUAGAGCAAUGUGCAAUCCAGGAGAAUUCCAAUGCAAAAGUGGGCAGUGCAUCCCAAGUGACCAAAUAUGUGAUCUAGAAACAGAUUGCUGCGAUGGUUCGGAUGAAGACAGCAUUAAAUGUUAUUAUUAUAGCAAAAACACAUUUGAAGGUGGACUUGGCAACUGGAAAAUGUCCACAGAUAGUCAGGACUGGACGAUCCAGCAGGGGUCUGCUAUGACUGGCUUUUAUACAUCAUCAGCUAAACCUCUCAAAGAUCACACCACCCAAUCUCAGUAUGGCCAUUAUUUGUACACAUCAUUUAGUUACCUUUCACCUAGUGCCAAAGCUGGUAUCACUUAUUCAUUGCCAGCACCUAAUGGUGAAUGUGAUGCUUCUUUUUGGUACUACAUAUCAGAUCAUAGCGCAGGAAAUAUAACUAUAUUUAGUAGUACAGCAGCAUCUGGUCAAAAACUAUUGUCUACUAUAUUACCACAAACCAUUAAUUCUUGGCAAAAGUCUUCUGUUAAAAUUACAGGAACAGAUCCAUUCCUAUUUAUUAUGAAAGCCAAUCAUGGUGUUAGCCAAACAGGAUAUUUUGCCAUUGAUGAUGUGGUCUUCAGUCCUGGCUGUAAUGUCCCCAUUAUUGCUACACCUCCACCACCAUUGACCACUUUAACUACACCAACUACAUCUCCUCGUAGUACAUUCAAACCUUGUGGUCCCAAUGAAUUCAGAUGUGCUACAAGUAACAUUUGUAUAGGCCAGAGUAAAGUGUGUGACUUCCAGGUGGAUUGCCUUGAUCAAAGUGAUGAGAACAAAUGUUCCACUCUGGGCUGUGAUUUCCAAACUGAUCUUUGUUCAUGGUACGAAGUCAAACCAGAUACAUUAGACUGGCAACAAGGAUCUUCAAAGAGUAAUCCCCCUGCUAAAGGUCCUACUUAUGAUGGUACACAACUCAAUGGAGGUGGUUAUGCUUAUCUUAAUGAUACAAAUAAUGGACAAACAAGAGGACAGACUGGAGCUUUAAGUUCUCAAAUAUUCAGCUCAUCAGGAGCAGGUUGCUCACUACAGUUUAGCUACUAUUUAUCAGGAUCCAAUGCUGGUAGCUUGUGUCUCAUACUAAACACUACAAAUCAACCUUUGGCAGCUCUGUGGCAGACAUCUCAGAGUUUGGGUCAGUGGACAUCAAUUACUGUCGGUAUUGGCCGCAGAACAUCACCCUUCUCUUUAACCUUUACACGUGCACCCUCUGAUUCAUUCUCUGGUCAAAUGGCUAUUGAUCAGUUUGAGUUUAUCCACUGUAGUCUACCAUUACCCCAAUCCUCUUGUGCUCAGCAUCAGUUUAGAUGUUCCAAUAAAGCCUGCAUUGAUGACUCUUAUCUUUGUGAUCAAGAAGAUGAUUGUGGAGAUAAUUCUGAUGAGACCUCUUGCUCUCAGUUCUUUACCACUGACUUUGAAAACUCACUUGGAAACUUUGUACAACUCUCUGAAGACCAAUUAGACUGGCAGAGUUGGGAUAGCUCGCAGAUACCACCAGAAACUUUACCUGGUGUUGACCAUUCAACAGGAUUAUCUACUGGCCAUUACAUGUUUGUCAAAGGUAGCAGUAACACUAAAGGAACUGAUGCUGGAACUUUGCUUUCCAAGACACUAGCUCCAACUAACAAUACAUUCUGUCAGAUUCGCUUCUAUGCAGUGAUUCCACAAGGCACUCAAAUCAAAGUCAGUUUUAGGACACACAGUGAUGGACAACCAGAUGGAAGUCUAAAUAUGAAAGAUCCAUAUCCUGGGACUUACUGGCAGCAUAUGGUAGCCAGUAUCACUUCAGAUAAACCAUUCCAGUUAAUGUUUCAAGGAAUGCCUGGUAGUCCCAGUGGAGCUCUGGCUAUUGAUGAUGUGGUCUUUGAUUCAGGCUGCAAAUUCAUUGAUGCACCAUUGCCUAAGUGGCCAACAAAACCUCCCUUGUGUAAUGCCUCCAUUCAGUACCAAUGUAUGUCUGAUCAAAAGUGUAUAGAUAUAUCUCACAAGUGCGAUGGUACCAUAGACUGUUCUGAUUCUAGUGAUGAAAAACAAUGUCCUUGCACUUUCUACUGUGAAAAUAGUGGACUUUGUAGUUAUGAUUCUAAUGGAUUUAGAAAGUGUCAAUGUGUCAAUUAUUACCAUGGUGAUCACUGUCAUUACUCUCCACACAUGACUGAACCGUCCACAACAACAACCACUACCACAACUACAACCACUACAACUACCACUGGCUCAACUAGCACUAGUACUUCCACCAGCACUACUCCAGGCAAAGCCACAGCACAGAAAUCUACAUCAGGAGGCAGCAGCAACACAUGGAAAGUACCUGUUGGAGUUGUCCUUGGUUUAGUGGCUCUGGCUGCUAUAGUGAUAGUGGUGAUCAUAUUCCUCAAGAAAACCAAUAGACUGUCCAAUAUAAGAUUCCGGAGAUUCGGCAGAUCAUCAGAUGUUCUGGAUGAAGGUGGUCUGAGUAAUCCUAUCUAUGAUUAUGGCAAUGGGGCAGGGUUUACUGCACUGCAGGAAAUACAGCCUCCAUCCUUUGAGAAACAUGAACCUAAGAAAUAUCAAAGUACACAUGCCAUGAAACUUCAGAAUGCUGCCAUGUCACUGGACAACCCUCUCUAUCAAGAGAAUUCUGAUGCUUAAGGCAAAGCAAAAUAGUUUUUCAAAUGAAUUUUUAUAGUCUUUUUUUUAUUACCAUUUUUUUAAAUUAAUUUAAAUUUUUUACAGUUUUUUAAAAUAAUUUAUUUGUUGUUGUUGAAAGUAUUGCUAUGCUAUAAAUUUCUGUAAAAAAUAUGCAUUAUUAUUCUCAUUUAGAAGUUUGUUAUAAAACUUGAACUAAAAUAGCAACACAUACCAUGAGAAGAAAACAAAGAGCUUCAGUAUUAUUAUAAAAUUAUCAAUAGUUGCCAAUAUCCCAAAUGUACUCUUUUAGUUUUCAGGUAUUAGGUUAAGAAGUUAUAGGAAAUGCGACUGUGCUAUUUAUAAAAAUGAUAUUUGUGCAUUGAGUUGUAGAUCUCUGUACAUCUUUUAGAAUUGUGGAGGUUUACUUUAAAAAAAAAAGUUGUGUUAUUGAUUAAAAACUUAUGUAUUAAAUUUUAUAUUGCUGUUUA
Biomphalaria glabrata is the source of this 36236-nucleotide messenger RNA. Its product is annotated as MAM and LDL-receptor class A domain-containing protein 2-like. The coding region runs from base 169 to 35769 and encodes 11866 amino acids. Gene Ontology annotation, cellular component: membrane. The record is from RefSeq and is a predicted model, not a curated record. The transcript is spliced from 175 exons. Lineage: Eukaryota; Metazoa; Mollusca; Gastropoda; Planorbidae. Gene Ontology annotation, molecular function: protein binding.